Closterium sp. Yama58-4 is the source of this 1503-nucleotide messenger RNA. Lineage: Eukaryota; Viridiplantae; Streptophyta; Zygnematophyceae; Desmidiales; Closteriaceae. The record is from the annotation of a GenBank genome assembly.
AUGGCCGCCAACGGCGAGCACAAAUCGAAAGAAACCACCACCACCAGCACCUCACUCGCGGAUUCGUGGUCCGAUGGAUUUCUCUGGCGCGGAAAGCAGACCCUCAAAGUUCCCGUUACCAUGUUCAACGAGAAUCGCCAGAAGCUCGCAGAGCGGAUGCGAGCCAAGCUGCAAGACCGGGAAGAACAUGCCGUCGUGCUCCUACAGGGCGGGGAGUCUCAGAUGCGCCACUGCACGGACCACGAGGACGUCUUCAGGCAGGAGAGCUACUUCUCGUAUCUCUUUGGGGUCAUCGAGCCUGGAUUCUAUGGUGCUGUGGACGUGUCAGUGCAGCCGGCACGGUCGUUCCUCUUCAUGCCGCACCUCCCGGACUCCUAUGCUGUGUGGAUGGGUCCCCUGCACACGCAGCAACAGAUCAAGGACAAGUAUGGAGUGGACGAGGUGCACUAUAUCGAGGACAUAACAGCAGUGCUGAAAGCAGCAGCAGGCAGUAGCGGCAGCUUGCCUACUCUGUUCCUUCUGCGAGGGAUCAACACAGACAGCGGCAACUCCUGCAAGCCAGCCCACUUUGAUGGCAUAGACGCCUUCCCCCAGGACCUCACCAUCUUACACCUGGAGUUGAGCGAGUGUCGUGUGAUCAAAUCACAGGAGGAGAUUCGUGUGAUGCGCUAUGCUGCUGCUGUGUCGUCUGACGCUCAUGUGGAGGUGAUGCGGAGGGUCAAGCCAGGCAUGAUGGAAUACGAAAUGGAGGCGGAUUUCCUGCACCAUGCAGCCGUGGCUGGGGGAUGCCGUUUAGCCGGGUACACAUGCGUGUGCGGCACGGGUCCCAACAGCAGCAUUCUGCACUACGGCCAUGCUGGUGCUCCUAAUGACAGGGAGUGCAGGAAUGGGGACAUGGCGCUUCUAGACAUGGGCGCAGAGUAUUUCACAUACGGCGCUGACAUCACAUGCUCCUUCCCUGUCAACGGCAAAUUCACUUCAGACCAACGGCUGGUGUAUGAGGCGGUGUUGGCAGCACAGAGGGCGGUGUUUGCUGCAAUGAAGCCGGGAGUCAGCUGGGUGGACAUGCACAGGUCGAUUGACGACAUGAUGGCACAGCACCUGGGAGCGCUGUUCAUGCCGCAUGGGCUGGGGCACUUUCUUGGCAUCGACACGCAUGAUGUUGGCGGCUACAACAAUGCAGAGAGGUUGAAUGAGCCAGGGGCCAAGUCUCUUCGCACAACAAGGCACUUGGAAGCUGGCAUGGUCAUCACAGUCGAGCCAGGCUGCUAUUUCAUCGACUCCCUGCUUGAUCCCGCCCUAGCUGACCCGGCUGUAGCCCGCUUCCUAGUGCCUGAAAGAAUUGCUCAGUUCCGAGGCUUUGGCGGUGUGAGGCUGGAAGACGACGUGGUGGUAACAACAGAGGGCAUCGAUAACCUGACCAGGUGCCCUCGUGACGUGGCUGAUGUGGAAGCGGUUAUGGCAGGCAAGCCAUGGCCUUCUGCUUUGGACGCAUUCCAGUGA